This is a messenger RNA of Lactuca saligna, 2612 nucleotides long. The record is from the annotation of a GenBank genome assembly. Lineage: Eukaryota; Viridiplantae; Streptophyta; Magnoliopsida; Asterales; Asteraceae.
AUUAAAUUUAUCGGUUAUGAGCAGCAACAACAGAACAAAUAGGCCUUAACAUGGGAUCCAUUAAAGCUGAGAAGUCACAUGUCUGAGUGAUCGGAAACCGGUCCCCACCACUCCUCUCCUCCCCUCUCGAUGUGUCUAGCUUACGACUGCUUCUAACUACGGGGCUAGUUAGUGCCUUUUAACUGGAACAAACAAAAGGCAACUCUACAGUUUCUGUAUUUUAUGCGAACCAGCUCAUUCCCAUCUCCAUCUCCAUAUCUUUCAUUUCCCUGUUUCCCCCCUCUUCAAUUCCAGUUUUAGGGUUUUCAAAAUAUCGAUUUUUGGUAAGAGGAAAAGAAGAAGAAGAACACCAACAACAAUACGGACCCACCAGCGUAAACCCAUUUCGCAAUAAUUUCCUGGAUACGUGGCUUACGCCAUACAAGCACAAUCUCUUUCUAGAUUCUGUUUAUCCAGCAGUUUCUUGGACCUCACCAUUUUAUUCUUUCUUUUGCAUGCUCCCAAGUUGGUAAAGUCUUCUUUUUAGUUUCAUUUUAUUAUGUGUUAUUUGGCUUUUUCUUCUCUCUUCUCUUAUCUUUGGUUUCUCAUAUACAAUUUACAUCCUCGAUUUAUUCCAACUUUUGUCCCAUUGUCUAGAGGGUAUAGUAUGCUUCCUUCACUCAUUUACCAAUCCAAAGGUUAAAAGAUUCAGGGAGCUUUGAUCUGUAUGUCACUGGGUUGAAGAAAUUUCCGAUCUUUAGUAUGUAAUCUUGAUUUUUCUGAUUGGGGAUUUUCAUCUUUUUUUUUUUCUUCUGGGUUUCGAGUUGAUAUUUUCGAAAGGUUUCUAUUCCAAGCCAUAAAAUAUGUUUCCAAACACUCCAUAAGAUGUUGCAUACACUUGAUUCAACACACACAAACUGAAGCCUAGUCUGCUACAAUUGAAUGUAAAUUAUGUAAAGCAAUUUCCCAACUUGAAAUAUAUGGUCUCUAUCCGAUUCAGAGAGAUGGAUAAUGCUAAGAUUGUUGGCUACAAGAAUGAGAAUCCAUCCUCAAACAAAGAUUUUGAAUCAUCAAAUGAAGAUUGCUUGUUGGAAACAUUGACAAUGGAGGUGAAUCCUAAAGGUGUAUUGCCUUCAAGCAACAAGAAGUUACAGAUUAGUGAUUUUUGCCCACAAAAGCUGUUUCUUCAACAAAUGGUUGGCUUAAAGAGAAGGAUUCCAAAGCAAAUCAUGAGUCUCGAAGAAAAAUACCUUCGCCAUUGCCUUGAAUUGAUUCAUACGAGUGCCAUGAGAUCAAAUUCUUUUUCUUCCCCAUCAAAAAUCAACUUUUUGCCCGAUGCAUUUACUUCAAGAACGGUUAAUGGAAGUAAUUGUGAUACUUUGUUUUUAUUUUCAUCUGGGGUUGAUCCGAUUGUGGGUUCAAUCACAGGAAGUAGAAGCAUGAUUAAUCUUUUGAACAGCCCUUUACUAUGUCCAUUAGAGGUCAAAGAAUCAUUACUUUCUGUUGAUACUUCAUCCCAUGACCUAAAAAAACAUGAAUCGGUGCACCAAAGGCUUGUUUCAGUCUCAAGCACCAACUCCACUUUCUCAGAUCCUUUUUCUUCUUCUUCUUCCUCUUCUUCUUCUUCAUCAUCGUCAUCCAAUUCCUACUCUCAAGGAAUGCUUCACUGCUCAUGGAAUAACGGAUUCCCACGUUAUGUUUUCUCAGUAGAGGACCAGAAAGAAGUUUACACGACCAAUUUAUCAAAACUCGAGUCGAUUAAGGAUGAGGGUUUGGAUUACGUUUACAUGUUUCAUGACAACGAGUCAGAUCUUGUGGCUAAAAUGAAAGUGUCGACGAGUUUCACAUUCUGUCCACUUGGAACAGAAAUUACAGAGACUCAUUUUAUUUUAUGCGCCACUGGACAUCAUAGUGAAGAGGGUCCAAAUCAGAUUGUUAAAAAGAACAAAGGGCUUUCAAAGAAGGUGACAAACAUUUUUAGAGGACACCCAAAUCGGAAUAGGACAUGUUCUAAAUUUGACGGAAUGCCGAUGUUAUUAGAGCCAAGUGAAGACGGGAAUGCGUCCCCGGAAUCCAGCUUUCCGACGAAUCUUGAAUCGGUUGCGAUUGUUGUGAAGGAGCAUGUUAAGAAGGUGGAAGUUGGAGGGUGGGGUUUGAAGUUUCUUAAAGAAGGUGGACAAACACAUUGUGAAGUUUGUAGUGAAAGUAGUAGCCAACAUUUUAGCAGCAUGGAUGUUAUUGUCCCUUCAGGGUUUCAUGGGGGACCAAAAACGAAAAAUGGAGGAGCUUCUAGCCUUGUUGAGAGGUGGAGGAAUGGUGGUUCUUGUGAUUGUGGUGGUUGGGAUAUCGGUUGCCCUCUCACACUACUUAAUGCUGGUCCAAAUAAUAAAAAAGAUGUUUUCUACCAAGCAGGUGUUUUUGGGAAGACCAAUUCGUUUCAAUUAUUUACACAGGGUUGUAAGCAAAGUCUACCAGUUAUAGAAGUGAGGAACAUUCAUGAUGGUUUGUAUUAUAUCCAUUACCAGUCAACACUAUCUGCGCUGCAGUCUCUUUCAAUUGCUGUGGCAAUAAUUCAUAGUCACAGCCCCACCCUCAAACCUAAAAGACAGAUGUUGCAGGUAUACUUAGAUUGA